AUGGUCUUAAAGAAUCCAAUGGCUGCUACCAAGAUAGGACUCGGAGUUGGUCCAGUCCCGACUCAACGAGUCUCCGCCGUCGCCGCUCCAUCAUCCGCCGCAUUCUCCCCUCCGCCGCACCGCCUCUUCCUCCUCACCUCGCGGCGGACCCUCCGACCACGCCCUUCCCCCGUCCCUCUCCGAGUCUCCGCCGCCUCCGUCUCCCCCUCCUCCUCCGUCGCCACGCUAGGAAAAGUAGUUGAAAAUGUGGUAAUCAUAGGUUCCGGUCCAGCAGGAUACACAGCAGCAAUAUAUGCAGCACGUGCCAAUUUAAAACCUGUGGUGUUUGAGGGUUACCAAGUUGGUGGUGUUCCUGGGGGACAGUUAAUGACUACGACUGAAGUGGAGAAUUUUCCAGGAUUUCCAGAUGGCAUAAGUGGACCUGAUCUGAUGGACAGGAUGCGGCGGCAAGCUGAACGUUGGGGUGCAGAAUUGUAUCAGGAAGAUGUUGAAGCUAUUGAUGUGAAAAGUAGUCCUUUUACUGUUCAAAGUAGUGAACGUAAGGUUAAGAGCCAUACUGUCAUUUUCGCAACUGGAGCUACUGCAAAACGACUUAGGCUACCCCGAGAAGAUGAAUUUUGGAGCCGAGGAAUUAGUGCUUGUGCAAUUUGUGAUGGAGCAUCUCCUCUCUUCAAGGGACAAGUUCUUGCUGUCAUUGGAGGGGGGGAUACUGCUACAGAAGAAGCACUAUACUUAACAAAAUAUGCUCGCCAUGUCCAUUUACUUGUACGUCGGGACCAACUGAGGGCUUCCAAAGCUAUGCAAGAUAGGUGUGUCUGA
This is a messenger RNA of Sphenostylis stenocarpa, 819 nucleotides long. The record is from the annotation of a GenBank genome assembly. NCBI's taxonomy places the organism in Eukaryota, Viridiplantae, Streptophyta, Magnoliopsida, Fabales, Fabaceae.